AAUCAUAACAGAGCCCAACAAAAACUCUAGCCUCAAACGCACCUUUCAGAAAAUUUCAGACACAGAGAAAGAAAAGGAGAAAGACGGUGGAUUUGUUUAACCCCAGCAACUUGUUGAAAUGGCGUCCAAGUUGUGUGACUCAUGCAAAUCAGCGACGGCCACUCUGUUCUGCCGUCCUGACUCGGCUUUCCUUUGCCCCAACUGCGACUCCAAAAUCCAUGCCGCCAACAAGCUAGCCUCCCGUCACGCUCGGGUCUUGGUCUGUGAAGUUUGCGAACAAGCACCGGCUCACGUCACCUGCAAGGCUGACGCAGCCGCUCUUUGCGUCACUUGUGACCGAGACAUCCACUCCGCUAACCCUCUCGCUCGCCGGCACGAGCGGGUUCCUUUGGCUCCCUUUUACGAUUCCGUCAAGCCCAACACAGCGUUUAACUUCCUGGACGACCGUUACUUCUCCGACGUCGAUGGAGACGCUGACAGCAGCAGGGAAGAAGCGGAGGCAGCGUCGUGGUUGCUUCCUAACCCUAACCACAAAGCACAUGAAAGCCCGGACGUGAACACAGGGCAGUACGUGUUUCCCGAGAUGGAUCCGUACCUAGAUCUGGAUUACGGUCAUGUGGAUCCGAAAAUGGAAACCCCGGACCAGGACCAGAACAGUUCUGGAACUGAUGGAGUGGUCCCUGUCCAAAGCAACACCGUCCAAGUUCCGAUGAUCAACGAUCACUGUUUCGACAUGGAGUUCACUACACCAAAAGCCUUCCCUUAUGGCUACAACUACAACUGUAACUACAACUCUCACUGUCUUAGUCACAGUGUAUCAUCUUCUUCUCUGGAUGUUGGGGUAGUUCCAGAUGGCGGUAGUACGAUUACGGAUGUAUCAGUCCCGUGCGCGAAAGUGACGGAGACGACUUAUCAGACUGUGCAACUCUCGUUGGCGGAGAGAGAAGCGAGGGUGCUGAGGUACAGAGAGAAGAGAAAGAACAGAAAAUUCGAGAAAACGAUACGUUACGCUUCUAGGAAAGCUUACGCGGAGGUGCGGCCGAGGAUUAAAGGAAGAUUUGCAAAGCGCAGUGACGUUGAAGUCGAAGUCAACGGCGGUAACAUGUAUGGAUUUGGCGUCGUUCCGUCGUUUUGAAAUUAACUAAGGUAGCCAUGUAGUAAUAUUCUACGUUAAAUUUUGGAAUUGUAAUUUUCCAAGUGUUUUUUUUUCUUCUUUUCUUUCUUUUUUACUUCAUUGCUCACUAAAUUAAUAGGUAAAGAAGAUGAAGGUAGUGUGAUUUGUAUAAUCCAAAUAACUAUCGAAUCUGGACCAUUGAUUUUGUACAA
Molecule: messenger RNA, 1326 nt
Organism: Gossypium arboreum
Lineage: Eukaryota; Viridiplantae; Streptophyta; Magnoliopsida; Malvales; Malvaceae
Product: zinc finger protein CONSTANS-LIKE 4-like
Exons: 2
Coding region: 119-1135 (338 amino acids)
Biological process (GO): regulation of flower development; regulation of photoperiodism, flowering
Cellular component (GO): nucleus
Molecular function (GO): zinc ion binding; protein binding
Source: RefSeq, a predicted model, not a curated record